UUAAACACUUUUUUAUAAUUCAGUGAUGACAGUUCAUGGUGUGAUUCAAUAUUAUUCAAAAGCAGCCUUUCUUUAUUAAGAUGGGCAUAUAUAGGCCUACAUAUAUGACUGUUUUUGUUGUCAAAACAACAUCGCCUUAAAGUGUCUUUCAAGGGCCACCGUACUGUGUAUGAAAUAGUUGCUAUGCAACCAGAGCUACAUCUUCGCUCUCUCUGAAUGUCUCAAUGGCUGAAAGAAGUUUUGUUAAAAAGGCCCAGACAGUCGUUUCACAGACCAAGAAACGCCCGUCCUCCAGCUCUAAGGCUGAGAGGUCCAAGAGGGCUGAAGUAAGGCCGCAGGUGAAAUCUGCCUCUGGUCCCACAAAGAAGGACACAGAUGACCUUUUUGCCAAGGAAGAACAAUACAAAAUCUUAAAUGCAGAGCUAGAGGCCAAAACAGCAGAUAUAGUGAGACAGGCAGAACAGCUUAUGAGAGAACAGAGUGAAGUCCUGUCAACGCCCUUAUCAACUCUCCUGCUAACAGAUAUUGAAGAUGAAGACAAUUCAAGGGUAAUAAAGCCUCAGCAGUGUGCGGUGCAGGAGCCUGGUUUGAAGGCAGGGACCAAAAAAAGGGUCACAUUAGGGUCACAAGGCAUGUGUACUGGAAAACAAGGAAAAGAGUCUCACUUUAAAGCAGCACCCUCAAAGGUGUCACAUGCAGAUGAGUUGGCAGCUGUGGAAGAUUCAGCAGAUUUUUUUCUGACCAAGACGAUACGUAGCAUGGAGGAGAAGAUGAACGACUCUGUCGCUCUUGAAAAUGCUGUGGAAGAUAAUGAUGUGACCAACGCUGGAGACAAUGUAGGAUCAGAAGGUGUUUCCGAUGCUCAAAUACGAGUUCUCAAGGCUAAACUACGGAUUAUGCAGGAAGAACUGGAUCAACUCUCAUGUGAAUAUUAUAAGAAGGAUGAUGAAAAUGCUAAGCUUUGUGCAAAAAUAAAGGAGCUCGAGGAGGAUCGAGCCAGACUACAGAGGACCACAAGCGUUCAGCAAACACAGAUUGAGAAGCACAGAGCUUUAGCAGAGGAGUCUGCUAAAAAAUGUGAUGGUCUUCAACUGCAAGUGUCUGGUUUACACAAGGAAAUAGAAAAUCUGAACAGAUCCAACAAACAGGCAGCUGCCGUCCACAGCACCGUGGAGGUUCGUCUGAACAGAGCUCUGGAGGAGGUGGAGAGGUUAAAGACUCAACUGAACAAGAUGAAACAGAUGAAUAAGGACAAGAUAAGUGAGGAACAUCAGAGUAAAGAAAAUCUACUUGCUGAGAACAAAAUGCUAAGAAAACAGAAAGCAGAACUCAUCAUGGGUUUCAAGAAACAACUCAAGCUGAUUGACAUCCUCAAAAGACAAAAGAUGCAUUUUGAAGCUGCUAAGCUGCUGUCAUUCACAGAGGACGAGUUCAUGAAAGCUCUAGACUGGGGGAAAUCAUAAACACAGAGAUUCAAUAUUUAAGUGUUCUGGUGAAGAAUAAAGUAGAUUAAAGGUGUCUAGAUGCAUUUUCCUCUCUUAUCUCUGUGUGUUGUGAAGACAUUAGUUUGUAGUCUGUCAUGAUCUGAUUAGUACAUUAAGUAAAUAAAGAGUUUAGAGCUUGAAUUCA
Messenger RNA from Lates calcarifer (barramundi perch), 1629 nucleotides. RefSeq names its product testis expressed 9 (gene tex9). Lineage: Eukaryota; Metazoa; Chordata; Actinopteri; Centropomidae. Bases 225 to 1463 code for a protein of 412 amino acids. The transcript has 12 exons. The record is from RefSeq and is a predicted model, not a curated record.